Messenger RNA from Periophthalmus magnuspinnatus, 4633 nucleotides. It is a transcript of the gene abr, whose product is annotated as ABR activator of RhoGEF and GTPase. The transcript is spliced from 23 exons. The record is from RefSeq and is a predicted model, not a curated record. Gene Ontology annotation, molecular function: protein serine/threonine kinase activity; guanyl-nucleotide exchange factor activity; GTPase activator activity. The coding region runs from base 226 to 3540 and encodes 1104 amino acids. Gene Ontology annotation, cellular component: membrane. Gene Ontology annotation, biological process: protein phosphorylation; positive regulation of GTPase activity; intracellular signal transduction. NCBI's taxonomy places the organism in Eukaryota, Metazoa, Chordata, Actinopteri, Gobiiformes, Gobiidae.
AGAGUGUAACUUGUAUUUGGCAUCUUACGCAGCGCUCAGACUCAUGCCAUUUGCGCGUGUAGGAGGAGGACAUGAGCACAGACUGGUCAAGUUACGGCCGAUAAAGGUGAUUGUUUAGACGAAAAGGAAGGAGACAGAACCUGAACCUCUUUCGCGCACACACCGCCAGCUGUCGGUGAGAAUUAAACAGUUUCUUUUGCCUGAUCGAGAGCAAGUGGCGGCGCAAUGUGGGAGCAGAAGGAAUUCGCUAAACACUGGAAAAAUGAGUUUCCAGACGGGGAAGUUCCCCUCAUGGACCUGAAGUCGGUGGAUGACAUUGAGUCCGAGCUGGAGUCGUGCAAAGCCAAUCUGAAGAGGCUCCAAAAGGCUCUGGCGGAGGAGAAAUUCAAGAUGAUCUACCUGCAGACCACCAUGGCCCGGCAGAAACGAGGCGACCCGGAGACAUCUGAAGGCAAGGAUGAAAACUUUAACGCAGAUAAAUUCGCCUUCCUAAAAGAGAAAGACAUUAGAAAAUCAAAUGUGAGGGACGACGACGUGGAUUCAAGCAGACUGCCGGAGCCUGUGGGCGUAAAAGUCCCUGGUGGAGCUCUCCCUGCGGUGUUAUGCAGCUCCUUCUCCCGGGACAGACCCAGGUUCAGCGGGAAAACAGGUAAGCCUGUCCCUAUCCCUGUGCCUCCGCGCAUCAGCAGCUUCCACAAACCCCCGGUCCUGAUCAAUGACAACGAAGACAUCAGUGACCGUGAAUAUGAAGAUCCAGAGCUCAAUGAGAAUUUCGUCAGGAAUAACUUACUGGCGCCUAAGAAUUUGUACCGGGACAACCAGAGGACUUCAAGCGCGCAGAGGGACGCCAGACGACCCCACCGCCACAGCAGGGACAUGGACUCAGGGGACGAUGGCAGACUGUCCCCCUCCUUCCCCCUCAUCCAGCGGAGAGCGUCAAGAGGCUCUGGAUGCAGCACGCCGGACAGAAGGAGUGAUGGAUACAUGAGCUCAGACCAUGAAGACUCCUCAUCAGCAGACUUUAACUACAACACAGAUGGCUACGAAGGAGAAGGCGCCGAGGAUGGGAAGUCUCAGGAUGGUUCGGAGCCGCUGCGCUUCAUCGACGAGUCUCCCACCAUGUCCCCCCAGCUCUGUGCGCCCUUGGGCCCCAACGGAGAGGCUGUGUCCCCCACCCCCCCAGAGGGCCUGCUGUCUGGGGGAUACAUUGAGAAGGGGCUGGAGAUGAAGAAGCUGGUGCUGUCCGGGUUUUUAGCCAGUGAAGAAAUCUACAUCAACCAACUUGAAGCCCUCUUAUUGCCUAUGCGUCCCCUCAAAGCCACAGCCACGACCUCCCAGCCGGUCCUGACCAUCCAGCAGGUUGAGACCAUCUUCUACAAAAUCCAGGACAUUUUUGAGAUCCACAAAGAGUUUUACGACGCCCUUCUGCCCAACAUCCAGCAGUGGGACGAAAAGGUCACCGUCGGACAUCUGUUUCAGAAGCUGGCCAGUCAGUUGGGAGUGUACAAGGCCUUUGUGGAUAACUACAAAAUUGCACUGGAGACAGCGGAGAAGUGUAGUCAAGCCAACAUCCAGUUUCAAAAGAUAUCAGAGAACCUCAAAGUGAAGGGCCCUAAAGAUGCUAAAGACUGCACCACCACUGUCACCAUGGAGGCUCUCCUCUACAAGCCUAUUGACCGUGUCACCAGAAGCACCCUGGUCCUUCAUGACUUGUUAAAACACACGCCUAAAGACCACCCGGACUUCCCUCUGCUCCAGGACGCUCUGAGGAUCUCCCAGAACUUCCUCUCCUCCAUCAAUGAAGAGAUCGACCCGAGGAGGACGGCUGUCACCACACCCAAAGGAGAGGCACGCCAGCUGGUGAAGGAUGGCUUUCUGGUGGAGGUGUCGGAAAACUCCAGGAAGCUCCGUCACGUCUUCCUCUUCACCGAUCUGCUGCUUUGUGCCAAGAUGAAAAAGACCGCUGUGGGUCGGCACCAGCAGUACGAGUGUAAGUGGUACAUCCCUCUGGCAGACCUGACCUUCCAGACUUUGGAUGAGUGUGACUCGUGCCACAGUGUCCAGGUGCUGCCCGAGCACGAGAUUGAGGAGAUGAAGAUGAAGAUCUCUGUCCUCAAGAGUGAGAUCCAGAAAGAGAAGAAAGCACCUAAAGGUCAAAGUCGUGUGGAAAGAUUGAGGAAGAAGAUGAAUGAACAAGAGUCCUGGCUGCUUAUGCACUCCCCAACCAUCCCGUUUCGCAUCAACAACAAACAUGGAAAAAGUUAUCUAUUCUUGCUGUCUUCUGAUUAUGAGAGAUCAGAAUGGAAGGAAAGCAUGCAGAAACUACAGAAGAAAGACCUCCAGGCUUGUGUUUUGAGCUCUGUUGAGCUGCAAGUUCUCACCAGCUCUUGUUUCAAACUCCGCACCGUCCACAAUAUCCCGGUCACCACUAACAAAGACGAUGAGGAGACUUCAGGCCUGUACGGCUUCCUCAAUGUGAUCGUCCACUCAGCCAAAGGAUUUAAGGAGUCAGCCAAUUUAUACUGCACUCUGGAAGUGGACUCCUUUGGAUAUUUUGUCAGCAAAGCCAAGACCAGAGUGUUCAGAGACACCUCAGAGCCACAAUGGAAUGAAGAGUUUGAGAUUGAGUUGGAGGGCUCCCAGUAUCUGCGGAUCCUUUGUUAUGAGAAGUGCUACGACAAAAGCAUGCUCAAUAAAGAUGACAACGAGAUCGUGGACAAGAUCAUGGGCAAAGGACAAGUCCAGCUCGAUCCCCAGACGGUACAGUCCAAGAACUGGCACAUGGAUGUCAUAGAGAUGAAUGGGAUCAAAGUGGAAUUUUCCAUGAAGUUUACAAGUCGAGACCUCAGUUUGAAGAGAACGCCCUCCAAAAAACAGAGUGGGGUGUUUGGAGUCAAAAUCAACGUAGUGACAAAGCGUGAACGCUCCAAAGUGCCUUACAUCGUCCGACAGUGCAUUGAGGAGGUGGAGAAGAGGGGCAUUGACGAAGUGGGGAUCUACAGGAUCUCAGGGGUGGCCACAGACAUCCAGGCUCUCAAACUGGCCUUUGAUACAAAUACCAAAGACAUCUUGAUGAUGCUGAGCGACAUGGACAUAAAUGCCAUUGCUGGGACACUGAAGCUGUACUUCAGGGAGUUGCCUGAACCUCUGCUCACUGACCGCUUCUACCGUGCCUUCAUGGAGGGCAUAGCUCUUUCAGAUCCAGCUGCCAAGGAGAACUGUAUGAUGCACCUCCUCCGUUCUCUGCCCGACCCCAACCUCAUGACCUUCCUUAUUCUGCUGGAGCAUCUCAAACGUGUGGCCGAGAAGGAGCCUAUAAAUAAGAUGUCUCUCCAUAAUCUGGCCACUGUGUUCGGCCCCACACUGCUCAGGCCCUCUGAGUCUGAGAGCAGCAAGGGACAGCACAUCACCUCGGCCUCAGACAUCUGGUCACAUGACGUCAUGGCCCAGGUCCAGGUGCUACUGUAUUACCUCCAGCAUCCGCCCAUCUCCUUCUCUGAGCUGAAACGCAACACACUUUACUUUUCCACUGAUGUGUAAUUCAACCACAACCACCUGUUUCCUGUAGAGGGCAGCAUUUGUGGACGAGAAAGAGAUGGAGUAGAGCUGCAGGACAAAGCUCUCCUCCACAAUGUACAGAUCCCCUCCAGGUCCACACCAAGAUGUGGCAGAAGACACACAUUUUCUAUGGUCUCCUGUUUGUAAAUGUGAGGACACCAAGGGCAUUCUGGGACCACAGUGUAAACUUUUCACAAAAAUUUGCUCUUUUAAGACUGAGACCUCUGGUGUUUUUCUGUUCAGAUGCAUUCCAGAGUAAUAUUCAUGUUUUUAAUUAUGUUUCCCCAUCUGAGUUUGUGCAUGUGGAGGAAGUGUGAGUGACAAUAUGGAUGUACACUUGCAAGAAUGCGUGUCUAAGGACAGGACAGUGGUAAUAACUGCUGUUGUUGACAUGAGAGCCCCACUGGCCAAAUUACCCCUAUUUAUUUUAAAUAUAUAUAAUAUGUGUGCCUGUACAGUUGUGCAACUAGAGAAAUGCUCUAAGGAGUCUGUUUUGAAGUUUAUUCAGGUAGUGAUGUUCUUUUUUUAGUCUAAUCUUUUCAUUCACCAUGUACAUGAUUGGUAAGCUGUACUGAAAGGAUCACCUGCCAGUUUAAUUUUGCAAUCACUAAGUAGAGAAUGACGGGCACUCUGUGAUAUGAGGGUUUUGGGAAAAUAACACAAUGAAUGGAACAUUUAGCUUUUUCUUGUUGUUGCAUUGCAAGCCUGUUCCAAGUGUCUUACUGCACUGGUGUAAUCUCUAGGAUGGUUGUGUAGUUUCCUUCGUGCAUGUUCAGCUUGUCAAUUGAGCCAGGCACGGUAACACAAAGGUGGGUUGUCUCUGUGAGGCUGAACCUGUCUGUGCUCUGUAAAAAGCCAACCUUUUUGCUAUCAAGCCUGUGACAUAUCUACCAAUACUGUAAGCACUGCUAGAUGAGUACUAUUUGAUAUUUUUAAUAUAAGAUUAAAAUGAAAUAAAAAUGUUGUAUUUUACUUCCUUUGGGAAGAAUUUCAAUAUACUGUAAUAUUGAGGCUAAAUGUCAAUGUGAACUUUCUCCCCUUUUUUAGUAAAAAUUAAAGUUACCAAAACACUGUA